AUGAGACAAAGGAGGUGGUUAGAACUAGUGAAAGACUAUGAUUGUGACAUCUUGUAUCAUCCUGGAAAGGCAAAUGUUGUGGCAGAUGCCUUGAGUCGGAAAGGACCUGAUCAGACUUUUAAUAUGGUAAUGAUUUCUCCUCAAUUAGCCUCAGAUAUGUUUAGGGCAAAUAUUGAGUUUGUGAUUGGGAAAUUGCAUAAUCUGACACUUCAGUCAGACUUGUUGGAAAAAAUCAAAGUGGCCCAACUAGAAGAUCCUGAAUUACUUAAGAUUUGGGAAGAUGUCUUAGCAGUGGAUCAUUAUGUUGACUUGUAUGUGAAAGAGAUUGUUCGUCUUCAUGGGGUACCUAAGUCUAUUGUUUCAGACAGAGACCCUAAAUUUACCUCAAUGUUUUGGGUGAGUUUGCAGAAGGCCAUGGGAACUAGUCUAAAAUUCAGUACGACCUUUCAUCCUCAAACACAUGGGCAAUCUGAGCGAACUAUUCAGAUACUUGAAGACCUGUUACGAGCUUGUGUCAUGGAUUUUGGAGGGUCGUGGAGCAAGUAUUUGCCUCUGAUUGAGUUCUCCUACAAUAAUAGCUAUCAAAGUACUAUAGGAAUGGCUCCUUAUGGGAUGCUUUAUGGUAGAAAGUGUCGUUCCCCAAUUCAUUGGGACGAAAUAGGAGAACGAAAAAUAUCUAGGCCCUGA
Cannabis sativa is the source of this 687-nucleotide messenger RNA. RefSeq lists its product as uncharacterized. The record is from RefSeq and is a predicted model, not a curated record. Gene Ontology annotation, biological process: DNA integration. NCBI's taxonomy places the organism in Eukaryota, Viridiplantae, Streptophyta, Magnoliopsida, Rosales, Cannabaceae. Bases 1 to 687 code for a protein of 228 amino acids. Gene Ontology annotation, molecular function: nucleic acid binding. The transcript is spliced from 2 exons.